GAAGAAGAGGACUUCUAGCUGUUCGCUGUCAACGUUCUCAACGCGCGUGCUGGGAAAAGAACGUUCCCUGGUUGCUGAACCUUCGUCUUUCUGGGGGAGUGUCCAGAGCCUACAGGGAUUUCCGUGCCGGACAUGAGUCUGACGAAGGUGUUCCACGUCGUCAGGCGUCGGCUGUGGCUGCAGUCGGUGAAGCGCCACUACAUUGCGCUGGCACUCGAGCUGGUCAGCUUGCUCGUGCUGUCUUGGUUGUUAGUUCCCUUAGACGCGCCUGAAGUGGCCCCACAGAAGCUGUCGGCGCAACCGGAUCCGGUAUUCCACGACGCCUUCCAUAUAAACGAGGAGUAUGCCUACCCGUCGGUGGUGGUGUACGCACCGAAGAAUCCGCGGACUGACCAGCUCAUUCUGAAAGCCUUCAACGGCAGCGUAAAGUCCGUACAGCGGAUGGCCUUGGCGAAGCGGUCCGAAGUGGCAUCCCAGUGCCGUUUGCAGUGGGCGGACAAGGGCAGCAGCGGCAACGUUAUCUGCGUUGCGUUCUCCGACCUGUUCGGUGCCGCCGAUGGUGACAACCUGGAGUACGAGUUGCUGCACCGGACGCGACAAGUAGUUCCCGACCAGCUUCCGAUAACCGGUCCGAAAGGCUUCAAGCUGGAAGGAACCACCGGCUCUCUCAAGGACCAGUUCGGGUUCCUUUUGACGGAGCAAGAGAUCAUCGAUAUGCAGUAUCUUUCUGAUAAGAUUUCCAUUAAGGACAUAAGCGUGUCGCUCCGUGGUAUGCCCGAUGCGCCGCCCGUCAUGGACCAAGAGCAGUUUCGAACAUACUUUGCCUUAAUCACGCGCGUGAUUUUCUGCAUCCCUCUGCUGCGCCGAAUAGCUGCCAUAACAGCUGAACUGACUACGGGAAUGAAGGACCAGCAGCGAAUCAACGGUUUACCAGUGCCGGCAUUCUGGCUGGGCCACUUCCUCUCGGCUUUUGCAAUCCAGAUGGUCGACAGCGCCAUUAUCGUCUGCAUCAUGUUUUUCAAGCGCUUCUACCGACAUGUUGGCGCCAGUUUGGCCAGUUUGGUCCUGUUCGUCAUGAUUGUGUUCAAUACGGGGCACGUACUGUUGGCCAUGGUGAUUGCGACGGUAUGUAAAAAGGGGAGCAGAGCCGUGUCUGGUGGCCUAUUCUUUGGAUUCUGCAUUCCAAUGUUCGGAAUGUCCGAUUCUGAGGCAUCCCUGAGCGGCCUUUUGUUUACAGCACGCUGGAAGAAGCUCGUGCGUGCCAUAUCGCCACAAUUAGGACUCACUACAUUGCUGAGAACUCUUGCAAUCUUUGACGACUACAAGGGUGGAGCCGGCUGGGGAAUAAUCUUCAAACGCGCCCUGGACUUGGACAGCGUCACUGUGUUCGAAAUGCUAGUCGUCAUGAUUGUUACCUGCCUUGUGGAAUUAUUUCUGCUGUUUUACUUCAGCAAUGUGCUGCCUUGGGCCACGGAUUACCCGAUGUCGCCCCUCUUCUGCCUCAUGCCCGGCUACUGGCUUCCCGCUAAUGUAGUAGCCGUCACCGAGGUUAUUCAGGAGGAGAAUCGAGACCCGGAACGCUUCGAGGUGGCGCCGGAUAUAGCUGCUCUUGUGGACAUCCGUGGCGUGUCAAUGAAGUUCGGCUUAUUCACCGCACUUGACAACGUUAGUUUCAAGAUCUACUCAGAUCAAGUGACCGCGCUGCUUGGCCACAAUGGUGCUGGCAAGACAACGCUCAUGAGUUGCAUCACAGGACUGCUCAAGCCUUCGUGCGGUACCAUCAAAUUUGGCGGUGGCGAAAGUGCAGGCGCCGCUAAAGAUACCGGCUUCUGCCAGCAGUUCGAUGUGUUUUUUCCCGACAUGACUGUGUUGGAGCACCUCGUAUACUUUGGUCAGAUGCAGGGCCGGUGGGGUGACGAGCUGAGGAAGGACAUUGGUGAGAUUCUGAAGGCAGUCGUGCUCACCGACAAGAUGUACUCGUUCCCCGCGCAGCUGUCCGGCGGAAUGAAGAGGCGACUCAGCUUGUCCAUCGCACUUGUCGCUAAGCCCAAGCUGCUGAUCCUGGACGAGCCGACGACCGGCAUGGACCCCGAAACGCGACGAAGCGUUUGGGACUUGUUGAGCAUGCUUCGCAAGGAUACCACCAUCUUGCUCUCGACACACGACAUGGAAGAGGCUGAAGUGCUUGCAGACCGGAUCGUCAUGCUGAGCUCCGGAAAACUCGUGUGUGACGGCACACCAGCAUUCCUCAAGAAGUCCUGUGGUGUGGGCUACACAAUCUGCCUUAACACGGAGCCCGCCAAAUUCGAUCUCGAGAAGACGUUGGGUAUCGUCCGAGAGACGGUGCCAAACGCCAUCGCACAGGACUCUAAGCAAGGCAGUACGACGAUCACACUGCAGACCACCGAGCACAAGGGCUUCGCAAAGAUGUUCGACCAGCUGGAGAAAAAUGCCGAACGCCUGGGAAUUGCGAGUUUCGGCGUCACCAUCGCCACGAUGGCGGAUGCAUAUGUCAAAAUUGCCACGGAUUGGGUUCCGAAUGAAGGCGGCGAUGACCAACACGAGAACACAGCACCUGUAGAAAGCGCGCCACAGGCACCUCUGAUCGUCCACACGAACAACGCUGGCAGCUUGCAGCGGCUGCGAGCGCUGCUUUCGAAGCGGCUGCUCUACUGGUACCGCUCGCCAAUGACCAUCGUGCUUGGCUGGAUACUCCCGGUGGUGCUUUUCGUCCUCGCCGCGAAGACCGUCUUUCAAAACCAGACCCGCCUCAUUCCAAAGCGGUCUGGCGCAAAAGCGAACGCACCCGAUAUGCUCGAGCUGCGCAGCAACGUCCACUUUGGCUCCGCCCGCGGCUUUGUGGAAGAGGCGCCCGCGACCAACUUCUCCAAAUACUUCGAGGCAUUGGCCCGAAGCGAGGGCGCCACCAUCGAAAAGAUAAAGAACGCCAAGCGGGACCUAGUGCAAAUGGCACGAAAAGACUUUUUGGACUACUACCGUCACUACGCCUAUGGGAUCACCUACAACGCCAACACGAUCGAGGGCUGGUACAACCCGGCGAGUCCCGUCUCCGCAAACGUGCUCUGGAACCUGAUUACCACGGCGCUACUGCGCGCCCAAUUGCGCUCUCCCAAGGCCCGUGUGACCACUAGUGCGUCCUUUUACAGCACGGACGAUCCGGAGCAGGGUUCCAAGGACGUUUCAAAAGCGAUAGCAGCAGCUGUACUUUUCUGGAACUUCGCUCCGCAAGCCAUCCUAGGUCUGACCGUGUCGACGAUGGUCAUCUUCCCCGUCCUUGAGAAGAGAAGCGGCGCGCUCGAGCUCCAGCUCAUGACGGGCAUCUCGGGCUCGCUGUACACGGCCGCGCACUUCGUGUUCGACUUCCUCGUGCAGUACCUGCCGCCGUUCGGUGUCGCUUUCACCGUGUACUUAUUCGGCUUCGAGAAAGAGCUACAUUUCACCGGUGUCGUGGGACUGUACCUGGUCAUGCUGUCGUUUGCUCCACUGGCGAUUUUGUUUUCGUACCUGAUGUCCGCCGUCUUCAGCUCAGAAGGAGGAGCAUUUACUGCAAUGUUGGUGGUGUUCGUUAUGGGAGCGCCCGUGACCACGCUACUGUUUGCCCUCUCGGCGCACUACACGUCGUCACUCCGGAUGUCUCGCAUGUUAUGCGUGCUUGUGUCUCCACCGUUCGCUCUCGGUCAGGCCGCCACGAAGGCCAUCACACGGGGAAAGAUUGCGCACAUUUGCGCCCAGGCGAGGGCGCUCGACGUGCACCGUGCAGUGGGCACCCACGGCUUCGAGGCUCAUUACUGGCCAUUCGUCGAGGCUGUGACCGCGGAAAAAACGCAUCCAUGCGGCGUAAGCUUUUUCUCGCUAUCCGGGAACAGCCCGUUGGUGGAGAUCCUGAUCAUGGCGUGCGAGGGCCUGCUGAUCUUCGUCCUCCUAAGCUUUCUGCACUCUGGACACUACGCGGAUAUGCGCUCCAUCUUUUGCCCAGAACGACGCUUCGCACAAGGCUCGUCGGAGGAGAUCACGGACGAAGACGUGAAGGCGGAGAAGGAGCUCGCCGAGCGGCUGGCGGCGAACGGCGCGUCCGCCGAGUGGGAGCAGCAGGGCUGCAUACUCGUGGCGCACGACCUGCGCAAGUCGUACGGUUCCUUCCAGGCCGUCAAGGGCAUCAGUCUGGCUCUUCGACGUGGCGAGUGCUUCGGGCUCCUCGGCGUGAACGGCGCGGGAAAGAGCACGACUUUCCAGAUGCUCGCGGGUCUCCUCGAGCUCAGCUCGGGCGAAGCCUACAUGUCCGACGUCAAGCUCUCGGUUUCCCGCAGGCGGUGGCAGUCCUUCAUCGGCUACUGCCCUCAGACCAACGGCCUGCUGGAGAAGCUGAACGCGUUCGAACAACUGCGCCUCUUCGCUCGCCUCCGGGGCAUCCCCGAACCCCAGAUAGAAGCAGCGGUACAGGCGGUAAUCACGCUCGUCGACGUGGAGAAGCAUGCAUCAAAGUGGUGCGGGACUUACAGUGGCGGCAACAAGCGGAAGUUGUCGAUCGCUGUGGCCAUCUUGGGAAAUCCCAGGGUGGUCUUCCUGGACGAACCCUUCGCUGGCAUAGACGUCGUGUCCAGGACCAAGAUCACCGGCAGACUUGCAGCGUUGCGCACGGAGGGUAAUCGAGCCAUGGUGUUCACGUCUCACGGCAUGGAAGAGUGCGAGACGGCGUGUGACCGAAUGUGCAUCAUGGUGGCAGGCCAGAUGACCUGCCUUGGCACCCUGCCGCACCUGCGGGAUAAAUUCGGCACCGGCUACACAAUGCAGCUGGUCAUGGCGCGCACUGAGCCGCCUGCAAAAGAAGUAAACCCGGCGGAUCAGCCCAUGGAGGGCAAGACCAGCAAGGCGCUCGACCAGGACGUGGCCAAUCUCUUCCCGGGAGUGCGUGUCCUCGGAGACCACGAUAACGUUCACGCCUACCACAUCAAAGAGAAGCUUCCCUGGAGCGCCGUAUUCGAGAAGGUGGAAGAGCUCGAGGAGUCUCACGCUUUCUCCCACGUCAUGGUCCAAGACACCAACUUGGAGCAGAUAUUCAUUGCGUUCGCACAAAAGAAGGAUGCAGCAAGCAGAGCUUGAGCCACUUUGGUAUUUUGGGACAUUAUGUUUUUUUUUAAAGUUAUCUGUGAAACCAAACGAACUUUACAAACUCUCCAUAUACGCUGACCCCUCCUUAACGUACAUUAUGUAACCUUCGUAUCUCUUUAUUUCAUGUGCCUUUCAAUUAUUUAGUGCCAGCUCUUCACGCACAUUCACCUCCAUCGUGUAGUAAAUUCCUGCUCUCAAGAACGCAUGCCGCCAACUGACGGCAUGUUAUUUCAUUUCUAUAUUUA
Molecule: messenger RNA, 5375 nt
Organism: Dermacentor albipictus
Lineage: Eukaryota; Metazoa; Arthropoda; Arachnida; Ixodida; Ixodidae
Product: phospholipid-transporting ATPase ABCA3-like
Biological process (GO): lipid transport; transmembrane transport
Cellular component (GO): intracellular membrane-bounded organelle; membrane
Molecular function (GO): ATP hydrolysis activity; ABC-type transporter activity; ATP binding
Source: RefSeq, a predicted model, not a curated record